UGGCACCGGGGCGGCGGGGGGCGGCUGCGGCGCUGCACCGCCCCGCCCCGGAACCUCGGGGCGGCGGAACGCGGGCCCCGGGACACCGGGCCCGAACGGCGGCGGCGCAGGGAGCGGGCCGGGGAGGCGGCGGAGCGGAGCGGGCCGGUCAGCGGGCGGCGAGGCGAGCCCCGGGCCCGGGCGGGCAGCGCCAUGGCGGAGACCAUCAUCAUCCGGGUGCAGUCGCCAGAAGGGGUGAAGCGAAUCACGGCCACGAAGAGAGAAACGGUGGCCACGUUCCUCAAGAAGGUGGCAAAAGAAUUUGGUUUCAGAAAUAAUGGGUUUUCCGUCUACACCAAUAGAAACCGGACAGGAGAGAUCACAGCUUCACAAAACAAAUCCCUCAACUUGCUGAAAAUCAAGCACGGUGAUAUGCUGUUCCUCUACCCCUCCAGCCCAGCUGGCUCCUCCUCAGAGACCAUGGACACCUCUGUCUCCCAGGGCUUGAGGCCUGUGGGGGCCCCCCAGGUGGUGGAGGAUGAGAUCGACCAGUAUCUGAUCAAACAGGAUGGGAAGAUUUACCGAAAUCGAGACCAGCAGCUGUGUCGCCACGGCCCCCUGGGUAAAUGUGUGCACUGUGUCCCACUGGAGCCUUUCGAUGAGGAUUAUUUAAACCAUCUGGAACCCCCUGUGAAGCAUAUGUCCUUCCAUGCCUACAUCAGGAAGCUGACCGGAGGGGCUGACAAGGGGAAAUUUGUUGCCCUGGAAAACAUCAGCUGCAAGAUCAAAUCGGGCUGUGAAGGGCACCCUCCUUGGCCAGAAGGCAUUUGCACCAAGUGUCAGCCAAGUGCCAUCACCCUCAAUAGACAGAAAUACAGGCAUGUUGACAACAUCAUGUUUGAGAACCACACCAUUGCAGAUCGAUUCCUCGACUUCUGGCGGAAGACGGGAAACCAGCACCUGGGGUAUCUGUACGGGCGGUACACGGAGCACAAAGACAUCCCCCUGGGCAUCCGGGCAGAGGUGGCUGCCAUCUAUGAACCCCCCCAGAUUGGUACACAGAACAGCCUGGAGAUCCUGGAAGACCCAAAAGCUGAGGUUGUGGAUGAGAUCGCCGCAAAGCUGGGACUGAGAAAGGUUGGCUGGAUAUUUACUGAUCUGGUCUCUGAAGACACACGGAAGGGGACUGUUCGGUACAGCAGGAACAAGGACACGUAUUAUCUCAGUGCAGAAGAGUGCAUCACAGCUGGGAACUUUCAGAACCAGCAGCCCAACAUCUGUCGCCUUUCUCCAGAUGGUCAUUUUGGAUCCAAGUUUGUCACAGUUGUGGCUACAGGUGGUCCCGACAACCAGGUCCACUUCGAGGGCUACCAGGUCUCCAAUCAGUGCAUGGCUCUGGUCCGGGACGAGUGCUUGCUGCCCUGCCGGGACGCGCCGGAGCUGGGCUACGCCAAGGAGUCCAGCAGUGAGCAGUAUGUGCCUGAUGUCUUCUACAAGGACAUAGACAAGUUUGGCAACGAGAUCACGCAGCUGGCUCGCCCGCUCCCGGUUGAGUACCUCAUCAUAGACAUUACUACGACUUUCCCCAAGGAUCCAGUCUACACGUUUUCUAUUUCUCAAAAUCCAUUCCCCAUCGAGAACCGCGACGUGCUGGGAGAGACUCAGGACUUCCACAGCUUGGCCACGUACCUGUCCCAAAAUACUUCCUCUGUUUUCCUAGACAUCAUUUCCGAUUUCCACCUGCUCCUCUUCCUGGUCACAAACGAGGUCAUGCCUCUGCGGGACAGCAUCAGCUUGUUGCUGGAAGCCGUGAGGACCAAGAAUGAGGAGCUAGCACAGACCUGGAAAAAAUCAGAGCAGUGGGCCACCAUUGAGCAGCUCUGCAGCACAGUCGGUGUCCAGAUCUCAGGACUCCAGGAGUACGGUGCCAUGGGCAGCUCGACACACGCGGUCUCGGCGGCCAUGUGGGCCUGCCAGCACUGCACCUUCAUGAACCAGCCAGGCACCGACCACUGCGAGAUGUGCAGCCUGCCCCGGACCUAGCCCGGCUGACUCCAAUACAGAGCAAACCCUCGAGCAGCAGGAGUGGUGCUUGUCCCUUCCCCCUCCUCCCUUCAGCUUCCUGCCAUCGGGCCCCCCUGCCAGGCUGUGGAGCCGGGCAGGGGAGGCUCCAGCCCUCCCCAGUUCCUCCUCGCUCCCUUUCAGGGCAGCCCCGUAGUCGCCGCAGGAGCUGAGUGGCAUUAUUGUGAUGCUGGCCCCUGGCUUGGGAAACCAAGGCUUAACUUGAGGGGCCAGGCUGCCCUCUCGCCACCCCCAGGCAGCUCCUGGGCGAGCAUGUGGAUCUCGAGGGCGUUGCAGGCAGCCAGGACCCCUCCUCCCUGCCCAAAGCAGCCUCUCAGGACAGCAGAGGUGCCGGGGAGGCUGUGGCAUCUCCCUGCCCGCAGCUUUGCUCCCCUUUCCCUGCCCAGCCUCAGGUGCUGACAGCUUCCGUGCUCAGGGGCUGGGACACGUGGCUCUUCCCAGACAGCAGGUCUGCCAGGCCCCGUGUGCUGGCAGCGCUCCCGGCGCAGGACGGGCCCCCUUGGCACCGGGCAGGGGGUGGGCACAUGCCAGCCCUGGGCCUGGCACCCACCCACACUUGCUGCCUCUCGUGCAGCAGAGAUGCUUUGGCACCCAGCUGUGUGUGCCAGGGCAGGGGGGCUCAGACCUUCCCCCAUGCCCAAGACCCUCCUGAGUGCAUCCUCCCUGCUGCAGGGCUGGGGGUCUGGCCACGCUCCUGCCACUCGCUCUCCCCUUGAGACCCCGGCCGGGGGCUGCCCCGAGCCAGGCCGGUGCUCGCUGUGCCGUGGGGGCUCAGCCCUCAUCUCACGGGGCCUCUGCCCCCUCCUGGAGCCCCCCUGCCCUGGCACUGUGGGUUCUGGCCUUAGUUAAAUCCCUGGAAGGCCAUUUCCAGCUCCUGGCCAGCUCAUCUCGCCGGUGUUCCCGGAGCAGCCGCCCGGCCCUGCCGCGGGGCCCACGGGCUGCGUUUUGCUUUUCCCCUGGGUUUGUGGGUGCUGGGGGCUGCGGUGGUGCGUGGUGCCUGACCCGGGCGCAGGGUCUGCGAGUAACAUUGAAUAAAAGCACCCGUAACGAGA
Apus apus (common swift) is the source of this 3113-nucleotide messenger RNA. RefSeq names its product NPL4 homolog, ubiquitin recognition factor (gene NPLOC4). Gene Ontology annotation, biological process: ubiquitin-dependent protein catabolic process. Gene Ontology annotation, molecular function: ubiquitin binding; ubiquitin protein ligase binding. The record is from RefSeq and is a predicted model, not a curated record. NCBI's taxonomy places the organism in Eukaryota, Metazoa, Chordata, Aves, Apodiformes, Apodidae. Gene Ontology annotation, cellular component: nucleus. The coding region runs from base 193 to 2022 and encodes 609 amino acids. The transcript has 17 exons.